This is a messenger RNA of Vitis riparia (riverbank grape), 2058 nucleotides long. RefSeq names its product protein NRT1/ PTR FAMILY 5.6-like. The coding region runs from base 117 to 1910 and encodes 597 amino acids. NCBI's taxonomy places the organism in Eukaryota, Viridiplantae, Streptophyta, Magnoliopsida, Vitales, Vitaceae. The record is from RefSeq and is a predicted model, not a curated record. Gene Ontology annotation, biological process: transmembrane transport; dipeptide transport. Gene Ontology annotation, molecular function: tripeptide transmembrane transporter activity; dipeptide transmembrane transporter activity. Gene Ontology annotation, cellular component: membrane. The transcript is spliced from 4 exons.
AAAAAAAAAAAAAAACACUCCUAGUCUUACAACAAGAGCCACCUUCCUCUGACCCAAUUAUAGGUUUGCUUUAUAAUCAGUUACUGACCAUCUUUGAUCAUUGGUUAAGGCAUAUUAUGGAGCAAGAAAUGGAGAGGAGAGAGAGAGGUCAUGGAGAAGAAGGAGAAGGUGGUGAUGAGAAGUGGGUUCAUGAUUCAUCUGUGGAUUAUAAAGGAAGAGUUCCUCCUCGAGCUUCAACUGGCGUGUGGAAAGCUGCCUCCUUCAUUAUCACAAUUGAGCUUAGUGAGAGGCUGAGCUACUUUGGAUUAGCAACCGAUCUCUUCAAUUACUUCUCUAAAGUGCUUCAUCAAGACUCCAAAACAGCAGCAAAGAAUGUAAAUUACUGGAUAGGAGUCACAACCGUGAUGCCCCUACUGGGAGGAUUUCUUGCCGAUGCCUAUACUGGUCAAUUUUAUACUGUCCUCCUUUCAUCCAUCAUCUAUGUCAUGGGUUUAAGCCUCUUGACAAUGUCUCAGUUCAUCCCAAGGCUAAAACCAUGCAGCAAUAGGAAACAUUGUGAGCAUCCUAGGAAGGUUCAUGAGGUGGUGUUCUUUCUUGGCAUGUACUGUGUCUCUCUAGGAACUGGGGGACACAAGCCCUGCUUGGAAAGCUUUGGUGCUGAUCAGUUUGAUGACAAUCACCCUGUCGAGAGGAAGAAGAAAAUGUCUUACUUUAACUGGUGGAAUUUUGCAUUAUGUUGUGGUCUUUUAGCUGGUGUAACUGUUAUAGUUUAUGUUGACGAGUAUGUGGGCUGGGGUGCUUCCUAUCUCAUUCUCACGUCUUGUAUGGCCUUUACCAUCCUAACCUUCUAUGCCGGGAAGCGUUUCUACCGCUAUAGGUUGCCUGAAGGGAGUCCCUUGACCCCCAUGUUGCAGGUUUUGGUUGCAGCCAUAGCCAAGAGAAAUCUACCUUAUCCUUCCAAUCCUGAUUUGUUGUAUGAAGUUCCCAAGUCACACAAGUCCAAAGGAAGGCUUCUAUGCCAUACAAAUAAACUAAGGUUUCUUGACAAAGCUGCAAUAAUUGAAGACAAGGAAAGCCUGCAGUCAGUGGAGAAGAAACAAAGUCCAUGGAGACUAGCCACAGUGACGAAAGUUGAGGAGAUGAAGCUUGUUCUGAACAUGAUCCCCAUCUGGUUUACUACCUUAACAUUCGGCCUCUGUGUGGCACAGGCCACUACAUUCUUCAUCAAACAAAGCGACACAAUGAACCUAGAGAUUAUUAAAGAUGUCAGCAUCCCAUCAGCUUCCAUCUACUCUAUUUCAGCAGUUGGAAUGAUCAUUUCAGUCACCAUCUAUGAGAAGAUCCUAGUUCCACUACUAAGGAGAGCCACUGGAACCGAAAGAGGCAUCAAAAUCCUCCAGAGAAUCGGAUUUGGAAUGAUAUUCUCAGUUCUAUCAAUGAGCACCGCAGCCUUAGUGGAGAGAAAGAGGCUAAGAGUUGCAGAGGAGGAGCUCACAGGAGGGAAAACUGGGCCAGUAUCCAUGAGUGUGCUUUGGCUAGCUCCCCAAUACCUAAUCCUUGGGUUUGGUGAUGGGUUCACGCUUGUUGGCUUGCAGGAGUAUUUCUAUGGCCAAGUCCCGGAUUCCAUGAGAAGCUUAGGCAUAGCCUUCUACCUCAGUGUGAUCGGAGUAGGGAACUUCUAUAGCAGUUUACUGAUAACUGUGGUGGAUCAUGCCACAGAGAAGAGUAAUGGAACAAGCUGGUUCCGGAAGGACUUGAACAAGAGCCGGUUGGACAACUUCUACUGGCUGCUGGCAGCCAUGUCUGGACUCAAUUUAUGUGUUUUUGUGUUCUUGGCGAAGAGGUACUCCUAUAAGAGCGUGGAGGGGAGGCUGGUGGUGGCUGGUUGUGAAGAAAAUGGUGUGAGCUGAUCUGGGCUGUUUGGAUUUUUUUUUUUUUUUUUUUUUUCUCUUCUAAAGUGGGUGAUGAAGUUGCUGAUUAGAUCCCUGUGUCUUAUUGAUUUAUGUAGACAUUUCAAGCUUUUGCAGAAAUUUGAUCUCUUCAUCGUCUGUUGACUCA